CGUUCCUCCAAGAGAAUUAGUGAUGCACCUAAGAGGCUGUGGUGACAGUCAUGGAGAAGUUUUUAAAAAGGACAACUGCAAACUCCGAACUGCGCCCUGGACAAGAUUCUGACCCGGAUGAAGACCCGAGUAUGAGUGGUGGGAAAAAGAAAGCAAAGACGGUGAGCUCAAGGCAAUAUGAUUCUGACCCGGAUGAAGGCCCGAGUAUGAGUGGUGGGAAAAAGAAAGCAAAGACGGCACUGGCAGAAAAAACAACUGGAGAGGAAAUUUUUCGGGUCACAUCGGAAUAUCUUGACCAGGGAGGACUUACGUGGGAAAACUGGACAAGUGUGUGCACUGAUGGAGCUGCAGCCAUGGUCGGGCGCACCAAAGGCUUCGAUUUCGGGGAGGUCCGGUAUCGCACUAGAAUGGAUCCACUCCUGGAUCAAGCAGCUGCAGAAGUCCACAUUCAGAAACAAAACAAAGAUGCUUUGGACAUUCCUGGUAAGCACAUGGAUAUCAAUCAGAAGACUUUGGAGAAAUGCAAGGACCUCCCCACCGCCAAUUUAACAGAGACGUUGCUGCUGGAGUCGAGAAUAAAAGAACAAGCCAACUUGAUCUGUGUACUAAAAGAAAGAUCAGAUGAGCUGUUUCACCAAUGCCAAAGUCUGCAGCAAGUCAAGACUGAGCUGGAGAAGCAACUUGAAAAUUGUCAGAAAGAAGUUGUGCAAAAGCAGCAGAGAGCAGAGCUGGUGGAAAAAAGAUUUCUGGAUUUAGACGCCAACAGCCGAGCGAUUAUUGUGUUCAUGGAGGAGUACAAACACCAUAAUGCACAGCUCAAGUUAGAAAACAAAAAACUGCAGACGGAAAAUGAUAAGCUUUUCUCGCAGAAGUUACACGAUAAAGAGAUGACCAUUCAAAAGCUGACAAAGCAAAUAAAAGCGCUAACAGGGGAGUUCACCGCUAAGGAGACUGCAUAUCAGGAGAAAAUAACCCAGAGUGAGACAAUAUCCUUGAAACAAUCAAAAGAGCAUCAAGAAACAGCAGCAUCGUUACUUGAACAAUUAACUGAAUCUCAGCAACACUAUGAGGCCGCCGAACAAAUGUGUAAAGCCGUAAAGCUGAAACUUCUAAAAACCGAGGAGCAGCAUGCCUUGAAGGAAGCCACGAUGACCAAAAGCAUUACAAGCCUCACCAGAGAGAGAGACAAACUCCUGCGGACCUCUGUGGAACAAGAAAACGCCAUACAGGAAAAGCUAGAAGAACUGCGGCUUCUGGAGAUACAAUACAAAGAGCAGAAAAGAGCCCGGACAAAAGCAGAGGAAAGGUUUAAACAGGAAGCACAAGCAGUUAAUGCAGAUAAAAGAGUUAAGUCCCUUAAGAUGGCGCUGGAAGAAGCCAGGACAAAGUACCAGAAGCUGAACAAGGAGUUUGAAGCAUUCAAAGAACACAGCAACAGUCUUCUUACGAAGGAAAGAGAGCUAAAUAAGAUACUGCGACACUUGAGAUGAACCUUCAAGUUUUGUGAAUCUCAAGAAUAGAUUUCAAUUUGAAAUGAUCAAUAG
Messenger RNA from Syngnathoides biaculeatus (alligator pipefish), 1544 nucleotides. Its product is annotated as coiled-coil domain-containing protein 89. Lineage: Eukaryota; Metazoa; Chordata; Actinopteri; Syngnathiformes; Syngnathidae. The record is from RefSeq and is a predicted model, not a curated record. The transcript has 9 exons. The coding region runs from base 51 to 1490 and encodes 479 amino acids.